Messenger RNA from Cylicocyclus nassatus, 438 nucleotides. The record is from the annotation of a GenBank genome assembly. Lineage: Eukaryota; Metazoa; Nematoda; Chromadorea; Rhabditida; Strongylidae.
AUGCAAACCUACAAGCGAGACUUAGACAUGAAAAGACGAAAGAAAUGUAGUAGAGAUAGACAAGAAUCAGUUGUCGACGAGAGCAAUGAAACGAUAUUCAUUCUAUCCCAGCCACUUACUUUUCGGCUAUUCUAUCCACCACGAGGACUUCCAGGAUUAGGAGACGAGCACCCCUCCAUAGCUAAGGAUCUGGAAGAACAACGCCUUCUCCACACUCAAGCCAACAUCGCUCGCAUAACACCCGAUCUCGGACUACAACACAGGACAACGCCGACUCUGCUCGAUCAUCACCUCCAGAGACAGCAAGGACAUAUGUUGCAAGGAGAGAUAUCGAUGACGUCAGGAAAGACUUCAACGUGGAAGGAAAGACCAUCCAACCAACAAUUCCGGACCGAGAGAGAUUACCGCAGCCCUCGCUCGCCAGAUGCCACUAGAUAA